Molecule: messenger RNA, 1410 nt
Organism: Oncorhynchus nerka (sockeye salmon)
Lineage: Eukaryota; Metazoa; Chordata; Actinopteri; Salmoniformes; Salmonidae
Gene: dmrt3a
Product: doublesex and mab-3 related transcription factor 3a
Exons: 4
Coding region: 1-1410 (469 amino acids)
Biological process (GO): male sex differentiation; regulation of transcription by RNA polymerase II
Cellular component (GO): nucleus
Molecular function (GO): DNA-binding transcription factor activity, RNA polymerase II-specific; RNA polymerase II cis-regulatory region sequence-specific DNA binding; protein binding
Source: RefSeq, a predicted model, not a curated record
AUGAAUGGCUACGGAUCGCCCUACCUGUACAUGGGGGGCCCAGUGACCCAGGCCCGAGCGCCGCUCCAGAGGACCCCCAAGUGCGCGCGGUGCCGGAACCACGGUGUCCUGUCCUGGCUAAAGGGCCACAAGCGAUACUGCCGCUUCAAGGACUGCACCUGUGAGAAAUGCAUCCUGAUCAUCGAGAGGCAGCGGGUCAUGGCGGCGCAGGUGGCGCUCCGCAGACAGCAGGCCAACGAGAGUCUGGAGAGCCUGAUCCCGGAGUCUCUGAGAGCUCUGCCCGGAAUCACGGUGCCUGGACCUGGCGAGGGGAACCAGGGCCUGCAGCCCCGUUCGGGAGGAAUGGACCUCCUAUGGACCUCGAAACAGACUGGCCUUCCUCUGACACCGCCUGACCUGAGUGAGGAUACGUCUGGUGACCACUCCGGUGGGGAGAAUGGUGGUGGUAGCGGCAGUGAGAAGGACCAGGACCCUAGCAGCUCCCCCGAGGGCUCCAAGCCUUCCUGCUUCACCCCGAGCCCUCGGACACCCCAAACCAGGCCGAGGACCUUCCCCAAGACCUGCAGCACCUCUCCAGAGCCCAAGGCAGACAGCCCCACUAAAGGUUACCCCGGUGUUGGGGCAGGGGGGCUGCCAGUGGACCACAGCCUGGUGAUUGAGGGCCUGUCUGGGUCUGUCUCCCUUCCCUUCAACCUGCGAGCCAACCGGCCACCCCUGGAGGUGCUUAAGAAGAUCUUCCCGUCCCACAAGCCCCCGGUGCUGGAGCUGAUCCUGCAGGGGUGUGGAGGGGACCUGGUGGGGGCCAUCGAGGUGCUGCUGUCCAGCCAGGCCCAGGAGGCCAGGGGGGGUCACCCCCACCCCGACACCCUGGUCCUUCCCUCUAAUAGCCACCUCCUCGAUCACCCCCUGGGGUCCUACCACUCUCUGGCCUCCGCCGCUAAGUGGUCUGUGGGCUCUGCUUUCAGGGUGCCUGAGUCUCUGCGCUUCUCGUCUGACUCGUCGUCCGGCCCCCUGGCCCUACACCCCGGGUCUUUCCCCCAUCCCCCCCGCUACCCCUUGAUGCUGAGGAACUCUCUGACACGCGGCGGCCAGGUCGGACCCUUCUGCAACGACGUGACGCUGUGGAACACCAUGACACUGCAGCAGCAGUACCAACUCAGGUCAGCUCAGUACGUCUCUCCUUUCUCCUCCACUGGCGUCUUCCAACGCUCUCCGCUCCUCUCCUCUUCCUCUUCCUCCUCCUCCUCCCGCCCCCAGGAAGAGCACCGUCUCUCCCAGCUGGAGGAGGGCUGCCACCCUACCCCCAUCCCCCCACCCCCGGGGGCCAAACAGACCCUCUACACUCAUGAGGAGGAGUACGAGGACCGCUCCGACUCCACCGACUCACGAAUUCUCAACUCCUCCACCUGA